Molecule: messenger RNA, 1926 nt
Organism: Glossina fuscipes
Lineage: Eukaryota; Metazoa; Arthropoda; Insecta; Diptera; Glossinidae
Product: 40S ribosomal protein S26-like
Exons: 1
Coding region: 1392-1670 (92 amino acids)
Biological process (GO): translation
Cellular component (GO): ribosome; cytosolic small ribosomal subunit
Molecular function (GO): structural constituent of ribosome; mRNA binding
Source: RefSeq, a predicted model, not a curated record
GUGUGUGUGUGUGUGUAGUGAGCUCGGUUUAGAUAGAUUAGGACCGUGUGGCCAUCUCUCCACCUCAAACUAUUAAUUUUUCUGUAAUGUUUUCUCUCUCUCAUUAUCGCAUGAGCGAAACUCGUCAACAGAUUAGACGAGAUUUAAAUAUGACUUUGCGUAAUUGUAAUUUUAUUAAGCUCUUAUGUAAUUUCUCUGCCUGCUUUGUAAUUAGUAUGCUACGGUUUGGAUGCGUUACGCGGGAAACUUUAUGUGCCACAAUAAUAACAACUUCAACAUCGUAUUCACUGUUCACAUAGGUGCCAGCAUUAUUCAUUUGUGCUACCAGUGCUGAUACAUAUAUAUAUGUAUAUAUAUUACGCAUAUAAAAUAGGACUGCUAACGCUUACAUGGAAGCAUGCAGGACUAUUUUUGUAAUGUUCAACUUAUUAAAAACAGUCAAAUCAAAUAAAUAGAUAGCCAUUAAAAGGAUUCGAUUUAAGCUCAACGCAAUUUUUUCUUGUUAGGAUGUCGUUUACUUUGACUGCACAUGCAUAAGGGCUUAUUUUAAAAGCAAUAUAAAGCGGGAAUUAAACUUUUUGACUGAAGAGAAAUUAUUACUUAUAUUAUCAUUCAAUUUAUAUUUGAAAUUAGUUACUUAGCUGCUGCCCGUCCUGUAGUCUCAUUAGUAUCUCAGAUAAAAAGGGGCGGGUGAAAAAUGAAUGGCACCUUUUAUGUCAAUUGAUGCAAAUGAUGAUGAUGAUGAUGACGUAUUAAUUGGUGCGGAAUUACUACAUGCAACUGUCAUUGCCUUGAAUGGUUUGUUAUUAUGCUACAUUCGAAUUUCAAUGAAUGAAUGAAUUUUGCGUUUAAUUUUUAAGCGGACUUAUUGAAACCAUUCACUUGUGCAAAACCAUUUGUUCUCAUUGGUGUCACUAAAACGAGCAAAAAUAUCCUGGAUUGUUGUCACUCAUGCUAACGUGUGUUUUUGCGGUAGUGCUAUUUGCUAACGCAUUGAAAACAAUACUUUUGACGCGAUUGGCGAUUGGCGCUAACUGACGGUGACGCUGAGCUAACUUUCAUUCUUUAUUAUAAAGUCUUGUUACAUUUUCAACUUUUGCUAUUAUUUUUAAUUUUAUUUAUUAAAUUCAACUAAUUAUGUUUCGUUAAGGAUUAGCAGAAUUUUCAAGAGAUGAAAAAACCUAUUAGAUAACACUUUUCCAUGCGAAAAUCUUCAGAUUACAUAUCCUUACCACAUCAAUCAUCAUCAAUAUAUUAAUAAAAGAAGCUAUUGGUAUGAGUAAUGAAAUACUAUACCUAUGAAAGGCAAUGAAGUACUUGUGGAUGGAAAGAACUAAAAAUUUGACGGUCUUUUUUUUUCUUCCGGCGGAAGAAACAACUACGGAAUAAAAAUGGCAAAGCAACGCCGUAAUGGAGGUCGCUGCAAGAAUAACAGAGACCAUCUGAAGGCAGUACGUUGCACCAAUUGUGCUCGUCGCGUGCCUAAAGAUAAAGCCAUUAAGAAAUUUGUGUUUCGAAGUAUUGUUGAAGCUGCCGCUGUGCGAGAUAUUUCAGAAGCUUCCAUUCGGGAUACUUAUAUAGUGGCGAAGCUUUAUGCUAAGCUUUACUGUUGCAUUUCAUGCGCCAUUCACUUUAAAGUCAUCGGAAAUAGAUUUAAAGCUGGCCGUUGAAUUCGUACGCAACCCGUAAGGACUUUUCCCAAGGACAUGGCACGUAAUCAAGCUAGAAAAUAGUUACUAGUUAUCAAAUGUGAAUAAAGUCCGGCGAUAACGAAAAUUAUCAGAAUCUAGGAUCUCAUAUAGCUACUUUUCAAGAUUCAGAAGCUGUCCAAGCAAGAAGCUGCCGGGAGAAAGGAAAAAUUGCAUUUUUUACAAAAAGGCACAGAUUUCUGCCUAGCUUUUUACGUUUCUUAGUAGAAAGGUUAAG